Onthophagus taurus is the source of this 6034-nucleotide messenger RNA. Its product is annotated as cyclic nucleotide-gated channel rod photoreceptor subunit alpha. The record is from RefSeq and is a predicted model, not a curated record. Gene Ontology annotation, molecular function: cGMP binding; intracellularly cGMP-activated cation channel activity; protein-containing complex binding. Lineage: Eukaryota; Metazoa; Arthropoda; Insecta; Coleoptera; Scarabaeidae. Gene Ontology annotation, cellular component: intracellular cyclic nucleotide activated cation channel complex; plasma membrane. Gene Ontology annotation, biological process: monoatomic cation transmembrane transport.
GCCUUGCCGGACCCGCGCCCCCUUACCCGUGUAUAAUUGCAACGUUCAUGAAUACAUAAAUUUAUUCACUGUCUUAUAUUUUUUUCUUCUAAAUCAAAAUUUUAUUAAACGGUUUUUCUUCGCCGAAGUGAUGUCUUCGCGAGACGUCGCAGUCUUCUCGUCAGUGGUGGCAGAGUGUGUGUGAGGGAAAGUGCGCGGCGGCAAGAGAGGUGGAGGAGGAGGGUGCGAGAGCGCCGGGUUAACAGGUUAUUGCGGAUUUCUGACACGUUUCUGCCGCCCUCGCUGUACUGGUACUUUGGCGAUUUUUUCGCCACACCGGCAAGUUUUGACAUGAAGAACGUUUUCUGCACAUUCCGAUUCGGAUCGAGUCGGAUGGAAAGUUCUUUGGACAACGGCACGUGCGAUGCUCAAUAGCAAUGACCGAACAGGGCAGUUUUCGCUGGAAAUACAUUAAUAAGUCGGAUAAGUCAAAAAGAGUCGGGAGGAGGUUUGCGGGACAUGCAGAAAAUUACGAAUCGUGGUAUUCGCGAUUUGGUGGUGAUGACAACCGUUUGUAGGUGUUCGUUUAAAGGCCGGUUCGUCGGCAACGAGAGGGUGUGAUGGCGUGAUGACCACCGCGAAACGUCUCCUUGGGUGGAGGAGCCGAAAGCAGUCGCACGACGACAGCUCCGCGGCGGGCCGGCUCGUCACAGGAUCUGCGUACGGAACUGGCGGAGGAGUCACUGUCGCUACCCACGGUGGUGGCGUCCACGAUCCUCACGAACUCGACGAAAUUGCCAUUGUAUCCAGCAACGCAGACCCAUUACACGUCAAGUACGGAAGUGGACCGUUAAACACCAUCAAUGGACCGAGAUUGGUACCAGGUAUUAUCACCAGUGGUGGUGGUCGUAUAAUAGGUGAUAGAUUAGGAGGAAGCGGAACGAUUUGUUCAUCAUUAGCACCAGCGGUAGGUGGUGCUAAAUCCAGCACUGAAAGUGUUCAUAGGGCUCUUAAGUCUGUUUCAAGACAGAGCCUUUUAGAGUUAGUAACCUGUAAGUUAGGUAUGUCAAGGAGUCGUCAACAGCAUCUAUACUCGUCAUCGCAUGACAGCAUCCCAACACCUUGCGUGACCCGUCCUACAAACGUCGUUAGUUCGGCAGCCAGCGAGUUGGAUUUAUCCAGAAAAACAAGGAGAAGAGAUUUACGAGGAAGACUCAAAUUACCCGCGAGCGUAGCGUUGGCAAGUUCCGGGGAAGCUCCUUUAUUGGGUGGUUGGAGGACUACUCCGGGAUCUACCUCCGGGACAAAUCCACCAUCUUCAAAUCAUCUCAAUUCAACCAGCAGUUGUAACGGAACGGAGAGUCGAUACGGGUUUCGAAGGGUUGACUCAUAUACAGCAAGACUCAGACCUGGUGGCAUCGGUUGGUCCUUUGUAUUCGACCCCGCGGGGAGGCUGUGCUAUUACUGGUCAAUGAUAGUCUCCUUCGCGUUCCUAUACAAUUUUUGGGUCAUAAUAUACCGCUUCGCCUUUCAAGAAAUAAACAGGGAAACGAUACUAGUGUGGUUUUGUUUGGACUACUUCGCAGAUUUUAUAUAUUUAGUGGAUAUAAUGUUCCACUUUAGGACGGGCUACCUCGAAGACGGUGUACUGCAGACGGAUUCGACGAAACUGCGUCACCAUUACAUGAACUCAACGACGUUUUACAUAGACUGUUUGUGCCUACUGCCACUAGACUUUCUCUACUUGUCAAUAGGGUUCAAUUCGAUAUUGCGCUCGUUUCGACUGGUGAAAAUCUAUCGGUUUUGGGCGUUCAUGGACCGAACAGAACGCCACACGAACUACCCGAAUUUAUUUCGCUCGACCAGUCUCAUCCAUUACUUGCUGGUGAUAUUUCAUUGGAACGGUUGUUUGUUUCAUAUAAUUCAUAAAAAUAACGGGUUCGGUUCUAAAAAUUGGGUGUACAGUGAUUCGGAAAGUACGGAUGUUGUUAAACAGUAUUUACAAAGUUAUUAUUGGUGCACGCUCGCAUUGACCACCAUUGGUGAUUUGCCGAGGCCUAGGAACAAAGGUGAAUAUCUCUUCGUUAUCAUUCAACUUUUGUUCGGGUUGAUGCUUUUUGCUACGGUGCUGGGCCACGUCGCCAACAUCGUAACUUCGGUAUCGGCGGCUAGAAAAGAAUUUCAAGAUAACUCGGCCGUAUCCAAAUUGGACGGCGUGAAAACGUACAUGCGCAUGAGGAGAGUCCCCAAUCAUCUACAAGUCAAAGUGAUCAAAUGGUUCGACUAUUUAUGGCUCACUCAAAAGUGUUCCGAUGAGGAGAGAGCCGUUUCUUGUCUUCCAGAUAAAUUAAAAGCGGAAAUAGCCAUCAACGUUCACUUAGACACCUUGAAACGGGUCGAAAUAUUUCAAAAUACUGAAGCUGGAUUCCUCUGCGAGUUGGUGCUUAGGCUUAGACCGGUUCUUUUCUCACCAGGUGACUACAUUUGUAGAAAAGGUGAAGUAGGUAAAGAAAUGUAUAUAGUGAAUCGAGGUAGACUUCAAGUGGUUGCUGAUAAUGGUAGAACUGUGUUGGCAACGUUGAAAGCUGGGAGUUAUUUUGGAGAAAUUUCUAUAUUAAACAUGGGAACGGCAGGUAAACACCUUGGAAACAGGAGGACAGCUAGCGUUCGAUCGGUUGGUUAUAGCGAUCUUUUCGUUUUGAGUAAAAAGGAUAUGUGGGAUGUUUUAAAAGAGUAUCCAGCGGCGAGGGUACGUCUGGAAGCGAUUGCUGUGAAGAGAUUAGAAAAGUAUAAAAGGGCGCCGUUGGAGAAAGCUGCAAUGGGUCGAAGUCAAUCGACUCCCGGCCUCGUGGAAUCAAGGGGGAAAAUCCCUUUAGAAGAAAUGUGGGUUCCACCGGGUUUGGUGGGCUUAACUCCUGUCUAUCAGAGAUCCUUGUUAGGUUCACCACCGAGGCCGCCACCGGAUAGCCCUGGAUCUACAAGCAGCGGGAGAAGUCGACAUCAUACUCCAGCUUCCCAAGCUAGAUCAGGCACAACGUUACAGUGUGACAGUAUGACACAGUUAGUGUCAGGAGCUGCAACGCCACUCCUGGGAUCUCACGAAGCCCUAGAAACGGAGAUCAAACGUCUGAGGGAAAGGCUACAAACUGUGGAAUCGGAAAAUGCUGCGAUGAGCGUCAAAUUGUGUCAACAGCAGUGGGAAUUGGAAAAUCGUCUGGCCGACAUCGAAAUGCAAAUUUGUGGUUCACGAUCGACUUCCAGCUUAGAAGACAACGAGAGGAACCGCGAGAGCAUUAUUUAACAACAAAAUGUGCUGCCUUACAAUAUAUUACAGACGCAUUCCCACGCGUUCGUACAAUAUAUUGUAUAAUGGUGGCAAAAAUUUGCGCUAAAUAACUUUAAAUUAGUUUGUAUGAGGUGGAGCGGACGUUAAUACGUGAAAUUAAAGCAACAAAAGAAACAAACAAACGAAUUUAACUCAUAAGCGCGUGUCUUUCUAAAUAAAUUAAUUAAUGAGGAAAAAAUUCAUUAAUGUUGUUGAGGUAAAAAACAGUGAGAAUUAUUGUAAUAAUGAUAAAAUGAUGAAAAAUGAUGAAACCGAGUAUUUAUUUCAACGUUGACAGAAAACUGCCAAUCCCGUGUUUGUACCCCAAAGUUUCAUAAUAAUUAAUUAUUUUUUUCUUAGCUCGGUACCUUGUAAAUACGUUAUUAGGAAAAUUGGAAAGAAAAUGCGAUAACCAAAUCAGCACGAAAUAAAAUUUUGUGGAGACAAAACCCCCGUAAGUGUUAUUAAUGUCGUUUUGCUUCAGGUAUUCGCCAAUAUCAAUGUAUGAAACUCCUUGCAAUGAGUUAAAAAAUAAAAUACAAAUUCCUAUAAUAACAUGCAGGGUUCAUUUUCAUUUCAAUUUUACACCAAAUUUUUUAUUAAACACUGCAUUUUAAUAUAAAAAUUAGUAUUUAUUUGUAUUUCAAAUUGCAGGAGUUUUGUUACAAUUACUUUUAAUCCUGCAAUUUGAAAUACAUAAAAUCAGUAGUAAUAAAAAAAACGAAGGAUGUUAGUGUGCUGGGACCAAACAAACGAAUUCAAUAUAGAACAAAAAAUGAAACGUUCACAUCCGUGUGUCCUGAUGCUUCCCACUUUGCUGAAUCGGUCUGUUAACCCUUAUCACUCCUAACACACUUUAAAGGAGUCACAACUGCCAAGUUUUAAAACUUUCAUCAUCGUAUAGAAAAAAAAAUGAUCCUAAAGAUCUUAAAGGUCCUAAAGAUCCUAAAGCGCUGUACCCCAUAUAGAAUAGCGACGAAGAAAAAAAAAUAAUUAAAAAGAACAUGAUAAUCCAUAGACAUUUUUUCUCUCUUAGGGCGAUUACUUAGUAAAUAGAAAUGAAAACGUUAUAUUUAUCUUUGUGUUUGUUUAAAUUUAUCAAAUAAUGAGAAGGAGAAUUAAAUAAUUACAAACAAAAAAAAGGAAAUGAAAAGAAAAUGUUAAAGAGACCAAAUAUUAUUAAGGAGUUUCACGAAUAAAUUUUGCUUCCUUAGUCGAAUUAAUAAAAUAAUUGCUACUGUGCAGGGUGAGUACAGCUUGGCAAAUCUAUCUUGGCUAACUGAGCAAAAGAAGGAAAAAACUUAGAACAUUCAUCUUAAUAUUACAGCUUCUCAGAAACACAAUCUCCAACAUCAAAUGAAGACUAUUUACUGCUUCCAAAACACGAGAUACUGAUGGAAAAUAUUGCUAUGUAUUUGGAAAGACGAGAUACUGCUUCUAAAAGACUACUUACUGCUUUCAGAAGACUAGAUACUCCUAGCAAAAGGCUAAUAGUUGCUUGAAAAGAGAAGAUAUUGUUUUCAAUACGCUACCUAAUGCUUCCAGAACGUUAGAUAUUGCUGGAAAAGAUUUCUGUCCACUUGGAAAGGCUUCCAAAAACUAUUUUCUGUUUUCAGAAGACUAGAUACUGCUUGAAAAAAAAAAAGAUAUUGUUUCCAAAAGGCUACUUACUGCUUCUAGAACGCUGAAUACUGCUGGGGAAGAUUUCUAUCUACUUGGAGCUAUUUCGAAAACGGCCGUGGUUACUCUUUUCAUCCAUUUCAAGCAAGAUGACAAAUGACAGCCACCAAAUCCUUGAAGAAAAGGUCUUCAAACAUGUUUUCUAGAUGUUUCCUAAUAUCAUCGUACCAGCGCAAAAUGGGACUUCCUUAGUUUCUUUUCUCUCCUCACUGUUUUUAUUUAUUGUCGCAAUAUCCCAUACGAAAUCCAUACACGAAUACAUUCACAUGCUAAGAUAGAUUUACCAAGCUAUAGAAAAUAUUCGAUUAUAUUAUCAAAGUUAUUACAACUCACCUUGUAUAGUGUAAAUUUCUAGCUUCUAAAUAAUUUUAUGUUAAUGCCUGUAUUGUUCACAUCAAGUGUUAAGACGUCGUAUAAAAAGAGAUUGAGAAAAAAAACUAUACUGACUGCCACUAACAUUAAGAUUGUAUAUUUAAAAGAAAUAAAAACCCAGAAAUAAAAGAAAAACUUUACGGGACUGUUUUGUAAUUGUACGGAUUAAAUUAAAAAGGAAAUAUGGUGAGGUGUUAAAUAAAAAGGAUAUAAAUAAAAAAAAAUUAAAAUAAAAUAUUUGUUGCUAAAUCGUUACGAUUAUAUUGAGAUGUAAUUUAUAUUAUUGUCAUUAAUAUUGUAUGUAAAUGUUACGUUUUCCACCGAGCAUGCGAGAAAUCUUAUGACAACCAUGAUAACACACUGUUACACACUCAUAUCAUGUGGGAUGUAAAUUCAUUAAAUCGAAUGUCACCGGGAAAGAUCGGUAAAACAUGCGUAAGGGCGAAUAAUCAAUGACACAAAUUAAUAAAAAGAAAACUAAUAAAUAAAUAAAAUAAUAAAGCGAAAUAACAUGAAAAAAAUUACUGUACAUUUUGUUCGAAUUGUACAGAUAGACUGUAAACGGUUCUUUGCAAUUUUGUCCCCCUUAGCUAAUUCCAUAAUUGUAUGAUCACCGUUUUGUCAUGUUAUUCCUAACAUUUAAUAUAAUUAAAUAACAAUUAAAUAAUUUAAAUAUAA